CCCAAAGGAAAGGUACCAAGGAGCUCCUGCAUCCUAAUGAAAUUACGACAUUGGAGAUCGGGAGCUCCUGGCUAUAAAGACUGCUCUAGGGAAAUGCUUUUCAGACAAGUCCAAUCUUUCUGCACAUCAGAGAUUGCACACAGGGGAGAAGAAGCCAUUUUCCUGUCCUGAGUGCGGGAAAUGUUUUUCACAUAAGUCACAUUUUUAUACACAUCAGAGAUCUCACACAGGGGAGAAGCCAUUUUCCUGUCCUAUGUGUGGGAAAUGUUUUUCACACAAGUCACAUUUUUAUACACAUCAGAGAUCUCACACAGGGGAGAAACCUUUUUCCUGUCUUGAGUGCGGGAAAUGUUUUACACAGAAGUCUAUGCUUUACACACAUCAAAGAUCUCACACGGGGGAGAAGCCUUAUUUCUGUCUUGAGUGCGGGAAAUGUUUUUCACAAAAGUUCAAUCUUUACACACAUCAGAGAUGUCACACGGGGGAGAUGCCAUAUUCCUGUCCUGAGUGCGGGAAAUGUUUUUCAUGGAAGUCCAGUCUUUACAAACAUCAGAGAUCUCACACAGGAGAGAAGCCACUUUCCUGUCCUGAGUGAGGGAAAUGUUCCUCACUGAAGUCCUGUCUUCCUGUACAUCAGGGGUCCCGCAAAACUCUCGAGGUAUAUUAGUGUCUUGAGUG
Messenger RNA from Staurois parvus, 678 nucleotides. The record is from the annotation of a GenBank genome assembly. NCBI's taxonomy places the organism in Eukaryota, Metazoa, Chordata, Amphibia, Anura, Ranidae.